AAAAUCAUGACAACUUCUCCCCCUGAAUAUUUAGAAAAGAAUAACCUAAGUGAAGACGGUAUGAAAUUGCUAUCUAUCCUACCAAAAGAAAAAGGAUGGCUUGGAUCAUAUGCCUACAAUUAUCAAGGUUUUUGGGUACCACAAAAAUUUCUUCAAGCUGUGAUUGCAUUUCAACAACAAUUCCAAGCUCAAGAUAGUGAUAUCAUUCUCGUUACAACUCCAAAAUCAGGAACUACAUGGUUAAAAUCACUUUUAUUUGCUCUAGUAAAUCGAGUGAAACAUCCUAUUCUUGAACCUAAUCACCCUUUACUCAUUGAUAACCCUCAUGUUCUUGUUCCAUUCUUGGAGCAUACACUCUAUUUUGAUGGUCGAACCGAUGAUAUUUCAACUUUCACUUCACCUAGACUCUUGGCAACUCAUGUGCCCUUUGCUUCAUUGCCAAAAUCGGUCCACGUUUCAAAAUCCAAACUUGUUUACUUAUGUAGGAAUCCUAGAGAUACAUUUAUUUCUAUGUGGCAUUUUACAAAUAGUUUAUUACCUGAUCAUAAAGAAGCCGAUUCCAUUGAAGAAAUGUUUAAUCUUUUUUGUAAGGGGGUGAGCCUUUAUGGACCAUUUUGGAAUCACGUACUGGAUUAUUGGAAAAAAAGCAUAGAGAAUCCUAACAAAAUACUAUUUUUAAUGUAUGAAGAAAUUAAGAAGAAACCAAAAAUUCAGCUUAAACGCCUGGCUGAAUUCUUAGAAUGUCCAUUUUCCAUAGAGGAAGAAAAUUCUGGAGUGGUGGACGAUAUAUUGAACAUGUGUAGCUUUGAUAAUUUGAGCAAUUUGGAGGUGAAUAGAAAUGGAAAGUUUUCAACUGGAGAGGCAUAUAAAGUUUUCUUUCGUAGAGGAGAAAUUGGAGACUGGAAGAAUUAUUUUACUAUAGAGAUGUGUAAUAAACUGAAUCAUAUCGUUGAAGAAAAGUUUCAAGGAUCUGGAUUAAAGUUUUCAUAUGUUUGAUUAGGCAUUAAUACUCCAUAAAACGCAAUUAUUUAUUUUGGAAAUCAAUGUUGAAGUAGU
Messenger RNA from Solanum pennellii, 1056 nucleotides. RefSeq names its product cytosolic sulfotransferase 12-like. The record is from RefSeq and is a predicted model, not a curated record. Gene Ontology annotation, molecular function: sulfotransferase activity. Gene Ontology annotation, biological process: sulfation. Gene Ontology annotation, cellular component: cytoplasm. The transcript has a single exon. Lineage: Eukaryota; Viridiplantae; Streptophyta; Magnoliopsida; Solanales; Solanaceae. The coding region runs from base 7 to 996 and encodes 329 amino acids.